Molecule: messenger RNA, 1937 nt
Organism: Mobula hypostoma (lesser devil ray)
Lineage: Eukaryota; Metazoa; Chordata; Chondrichthyes; Myliobatiformes; Myliobatidae
Gene: cyp26a1
Product: cytochrome P450 26A1
Exons: 7
Coding region: 134-1618 (494 amino acids)
Biological process (GO): sterol metabolic process
Molecular function (GO): monooxygenase activity; oxidoreductase activity, acting on paired donors, with incorporation or reduction of molecular oxygen; heme binding
Source: RefSeq, a predicted model, not a curated record
UGGAGUGGUUAUAAAGAGGCUUGAACCUGCAGUGUGAUCAUUCAGGAGACUCAUUCCCUCAUCCUGAGAAUCCCAUUACGAGGUUGAGGGUGUCCCGAGGGGAGAACGGAAAGGAAGUGUUGCUGUUGUUAAAAUGGUCUUAUUUACACUCUGCGCCACUUUCUUUUGCACUUUCGUGCUGCCACUGUCGCUCUUCCUCGCCGCGGUAAAAUUGUGGGAAAUUUACUGCAUAAGUGGAAGGGACCGUAGCUGUGAAAACCCCUUACCUCCGGGGUCAAUGGGGCUGCCCUUCUUGGGAGAGACUCUCCAGUUGGUCCUGCAGAGAUAUAAGUUCCUUAAGAUGAAAGUGCGAAAGUACGGCCACAUCUACAAGACCCAUCUCUUCGGGAGCCCCACUGUGCGAAUUAUGGGAGCCGAGAAUGUGAAGCAGAUUUUAUUAGGGGAGCAUAAACUUGUGUCGGUGCAAUGGCCCGCCUCCGUAAGGACGAUCCUGGGAGCCGGCUGCCUGUCCAGCCUCCAUGACUCCGAACACAAAAUGAGGAAGAGAGUGAUUUUGAAAGCUUUCUCUCGAGAAGCUCUGGAAAACUACAUCCCGGUAAUGAGGGAGGAGAUCCGUGCCGGCAUCAGGCGAUGGCUGGAGAGGGGCUCCUGCGUACUGGUUUAUCCCGAGAUGAAGCGCCUCAUGUUCGGGAUCGCCAUGCGGAUCUUAUUGGGAUUCGAACCUAGCCAGACCAACCCACGUACGCAGCAGCAGCUGAUCGAAGCUUUUGAGGAAAUGAUUCGUAAUCUCUUCUCACUUCCCAUCGACGUGCCGUUCAGCGGCUUAUACCGGGGACUGAAAGCCAGGAAUGUGAUCCAUGCAAAAAUCGAAGAGAACAUCAGGAAGAAGGUGGCAAGGCGAGAGGCCCCCGGCCAGUUCAAGGAUGCGCUGCAGCUUCUGAUCGAGCACUCCGAGCAGAGCAACCAACCCCUGCGGUUACAGGAGUUGAAGGAAUCUGCCACCGAGCUCCUGUUUGGAGGACACGAGACGACAGCCAGCACGGCCACCUCGCUGGUUACUUUCCUGGCACUGCACCCCGAAGUGGUGCAAAAAGUCAGACAGGAACUGCAGGAGCAGGGAUUACUGGGCAGCGACGCAGAAGAGAACAAACAAAUCAGCAUUGAAGCCCUUGAACAACUCAAGUAUACCGGAAGCGUCAUCAAAGAAACUCUUCGACUAAGUCCUCCGGUCCCCGGAGGGUUCCGCGUGGCCCUAAAGACCUUCGUGUUAAACGGAUAUCAGAUACCAAAAGGCUGGAAUGUUAUUUACAGCAUCUGCGACACACAUGACGUUGCAACUAAUUUCUCAAAAAAGGACGAAUUUAAUCCUGCUCGCUUCAUGGAAGGGUGCCCAGAAAAAGAUGCAUGCAGAUUCAGCUACAUUCCAUUUGGUGGAGGCUCAAGGAGUUGCGUUGGUAAAGAGUUUGCCAAGAUCCUCCUCAAAAUCUUCACAGUGGAGCUCGUCAGGGCUUGUGACUGGCAACUUCUGAAUGGACCGCCUACAAUGAAAACCAAUCCCACUGUAUACCCAGUGGACAAUCUGCCAACAAAAUUUACACCAUUUCCAUACAAAAUCUGACCUAAUAACAACAAAGCAUAACUCUGCAAGUACAGGGUCUCAUCAUUAACAGACUUGGGUGUGGUUUUUCAUCCAUUGUACAGUAUGUGAAGGGAGUAAUAAGCUUCAGGCUAUCAUUUGGUGGGUUUGUGAAAAUGACAGAAAAAAGUAAUCUAAUUUCUAAAAUGUAGUUUUGUCUGUUACAAAGUUAAAAUAUUUCCUCCACUAUUUUCUAUCCCUAUUUGGCACAUUGAUAAAGUUGAAUUGUUUAUUAUUUCUGUAAAUAAGCUAUUUUAUACUACUUGUAAGCUUCUCAACCCAAUGCUUUUAGAUUCUGAUU